Messenger RNA from Pecten maximus, 2154 nucleotides. RefSeq lists its product as uncharacterized. Lineage: Eukaryota; Metazoa; Mollusca; Bivalvia; Pectinida; Pectinidae. The coding region runs from base 1657 to 2088 and encodes 143 amino acids. The transcript has 3 exons. The record is from RefSeq and is a predicted model, not a curated record.
AACAUAUAGGCAUGGCGAAGGAUCAUUUUCCAAAACAACCUAAUCGAACGGACGCCUAGUGCUGUGUGGAAGUGUACGUCGUUCGGGAAUGGUGGUACGAAAUCUAUUACAACAACAUAUAUUUAAAAUGUUAUACAAAUACAAGAUCAGCAUGGGGUUGAAAUAGACAGUGGACUUCAACGAACCGUGAGAUAUGUUAUAGCUUUUAACACAUCAGCCCGCAUUAAAUCGAACCGUUCAUGUGAUAGGUCUUAUGGAAUCUAUAAAUAAUAUCAGUACUAGUACAUAAGUGGGAAUCCAACACAAUCUGAGCUGAAGUAUGAUCGUUAAUUCUCAGCAACGGUCUCCGUGACAUUGAAUCAGACACUCCUCAGCGACCGUGUGGUGGUCAUUUUGGCCUGUUUGCUUAAGGCAGUGAUUGGCAUUGGACAUCGUUAGACGAUUUUGUUCGUCAAGUGAAGGAAUCGCAAAAAAAACCCCAAAGGAAAUACUUCUACAGAAAGGACAGCGGGCGCCUUAAAUUUCUCUUUUAAUGACAACAGACCCAGAAAAAUAAUAUUAGUCGAUACAUAAGAUGUGUGUAUUGGCAAAUUAAUCAUGAUGGUACAUGCAAACGGGUUCUGCAAUUAAAACAUGUGACAAUACUCGCUGGUGAUACGUAAAUUGUGACGCAACAGUCCUUUUUGGGGUUUGUUAACUAGACUAUCUCAUCGUAUCUGUGAUUACCAGGGUACGUUCAUACCCGUGUCAGUUGCAAAAUUGGGAUUAAUAGUUAAACAGGUUCAACAAGUACAAAGACAUGACGGAAGUCUUUUAAUGUGUGUGGCCCUACUAUUUAUGGAUAGAUUGGUAGACUGGAGAGUUCCAAUAGGCCUACAUACUGGCAUCGAGGCAGGAACUUAACAAUAUUACUCUGUCUAUCUAUUGUUAUAUCUGCCAUACCUGCUUGUGUUUCGAAAGGGUCAUCACAGAGGACUGUGCUAUACAUACCAAGAAUGAAAGUACGGGCAACGCAUGUGCACAGUUCAGGCUUAUCGGUAUAAGUGAAAGCACACCAGUGUCUCUAAUGCCAGUUUACUAACGACCAUUGUUAUACUCCGAAAUUUUAACAGGUAAAACCUAUUAUCUAACAGCUAAUUGAUAAUCAUAUAUGUCGUGUCACCUCUAUAAUACGGUGCCUGAUGUUACAGCAUGAUAGGGUUGACAUGCUGUACAAUCUAAAAGACUCGUGUGGAGGCAAGGCUGUAAAUCCUGUCACGUGUCGCAGUAUAGUGAUUACCUGACUAUACAAACUAUUAGUUACCAUUACUGGUGUGUAAAAACCGUUAUUGGGAAUAUCGAAUGAUUCGGGAAAUCACAAUGGUACUGGUAAAGGCAAUGAACAGCUACUGAAUGAUUGAUAUUUUAGUUAAUGACACGGAGCAUUUUUCACCAUCGACCAUUCUACACCUUCAUUCUGAAAACUGUCGAGCACAACGAAAUCACAACCUACACAAGUAUGUAGCCAUCAAACAUUGCUACAACAACAACUUAGAUUUAUUGGUUUUAUAACGAACAACCUACCGACUUUCAUCUGUUGGAGUCUUUGACAUGUUGGAACCAUUCGGUUGAAUGGAGGCGACACAUUAUGUAUAUGUACGGUACUAAAUAUUGACCAUGGUGAAUGUUUGGAACUCCCGUUGUGCUUGGCGUUCUCUGUCAUUGCUGCUGCUUCUAACUGACUGUGUGUGGACGUUGAAAUGCUGGCACUGUAUAGCGGAUGACUGUGAUAAGGAUCCCGGCGGGAACUACAAGGCCGUGGAGAGGACGUGUGAGGCCGGCCAGUACUGUCAGAAAAUAUUUUUUGAAAUGUUCAGUACCACUGAUAACCGGAAGUACAAGUCAACGGUCCGUGGAUGCGCGUGGGACUGCCUUGAUAAAAACGAUUUUACUAACUGUACACGUGACAUGUUCUCGUCACGUGGGUGCAUAGAGAAGUCCUGCUGUGCGGAUAAGGAUCUGUGUAAUAGAGCCUCUUCUCUCACAGAAAGAACCAGGAUUAGUAUGUUUGUGGUAUUUUCAAUAUUUGUUAUAUUUGUAAACAGAUGACAUAUGUUAUUUUUCGCGGUUGGCAUUAGUGUAACUUUGUGUAAUAAAGAAUAUGAUGUUUUUAUG